ACACACCUUCUACGUCUAAGCCACAUUUGUUGGUGCUCAAACCUGGUUAGAGGAUUUAUUCAAGUUUAGGCAGGUCUAAAAUUCUCCAUCAGCAGGUGUUACAGAGAUCAACCCAUAAACAUCGUUGAAUACCUCCUGCCUGAUACUAGUGUCUCUCUCUAUCAGUGUACUGGAAAAAGAAGAAAAGGGCACCUGAAAACUCUAAUAAAGAAACAAGUGAGUUAAAUGAUCAUGGAUGUCAGGAGGCAGCUGUGGGCCCUGGCCCGCAUGGUGCUGCCCAGUUUGGGAUUUGCGUUGACUUGCAUCGGGGCCUACCUUGUGUCUCUGCAGACAGAGUACAAGUACUCUUUGAGGGUCAUCUCUGCCUACGUCAUGGUUGUGUUUGGCAUCCUGGUUGUGCUCAUCGGAGCAUUCUGGGCCAUCUGCCACAGCAUGAAGAGCAAGAUGUACCAGAGAGGAGGACGUGAACAGCACCUCCGGGUCUACACUAUUGACAGACCGAGCUCCUUCCCUCCAUCGUACGAGGAGUCCCAGGGCAGCCAGCAGAGUCCUGAUACAGCCCCUGAGUUUGAGGUCGUGGUUGAUGGGGUUGAUGGGGUGGAUGUGGCGGAUGUGGCGAUGCGCCUCGCUCCUCCUCUGUACAGCCAGGACAGCUCGGACGCCCCAGACUGCACGUGGAGCUGGGAGCAGCCUCCUCGGUACAGUCAGGUGGAGCGCGUUCAGCAGGGAGAGGUGGAUGCAUGAGGAGCGGAGGGGGGCCUUGUCGGGACACUGAAGGGAGGAAAUGUUUCUGCUGAACUGGCUGAGCGAGUAAAGCAGGAAUGGCGAUCGUAGAUAGAAAUUUGCUUUCUGACCAAGCUAGGACAUAAAGUUCCAGAAGAAUGGGAGAUGCCUUUUAAAUGCGGUUGUACUGCUGACAUCAGUCUUCCCCCUGACCUCGCUGUGCUGACCCCACAGUACGUUAAGGGGUCUUAAAAGAGGUUGAACUGCGGUUUUGUGUUGAUGUUGCUCAAAUGGUCUUUGACUCAGGAUGAGCUUCACGUUUGAGUUGCUGCUUAGUGGUGUGACAAAUAACCGAGGACAGUAUUAAUCCAGCUGGAUGCAUAGACGUCUGAAUUGACAGUCAGCAAUUACUUUUAGCCGCACUGUAGCUCCAAUUUGUACACUAUUAAAUUAUUGCAAGUAUAACACAGCUGUUUGAAUUGGAGUUAAUGAUGCUAAGCCUGUUCUAGGGUCAUUUGUAUUAUUUAAGUAAAAAUAUGAAGUCACUAAGCUUGUGUUCAAUUUGUUUCUUUCCCAAUAUAAAGCCAACCAUUGGGAGACUUGUUUUGCACUAUGAAUGCAUACAUUUUAUAAUAAUUGUUAAUAAAUGACUUUUUAAAAGUACAUUUUCUUAACCGGCAGCUUUAUCUAAUUUCAAAGUAGGUCAAACAAACACUCAAUUUAUUUGCAGCAAAUAUUCAGACUUGAACCGGUGAUAAUAGGAUUACAUGGACAACAUCUGAGAACCAUAUCGGCCACCACAAUGUCCUAUAAGUUACAUUUAAUUGUUUAUAUAUUGUUAUACAGCGUUUCAUUUCCCAGGAAAGUCUCCAAGGGAGACAUUACCAAGAUGGCUGCAUGAAAAGUUGCAGUUUACAAUAUCAAAACGAUCCAAAAUCAGACAAAAUAAUACUAAAACAGAAAAUAAUACUGAAAUGGACUCAUCAAUUUAAAUUCCUUGUGCAGACUAGUCUUAGUAGCUGGACCAGAAACAUGACGGCUUUCUGUCCAAUCUCUGUCUACACAUCGAGGACAGACAACAGAUAUAUGUCUUGUGAUCUGAGCUAAUGAUUGCAUGUCAAUAAUGGACGCCUACCCAGAGAUUUGUGAGGCAAACAAAUCGUUUCAGUCCGUGGUGAAUUUGUACCCGUUUACUGUGUUUGGCACACAGACUGUAUAAAGGAAGACACCAUGAUGUCCUAACAGACUGUUUUAAUAGAUUAUGGGUUUUCUCUCAAGCACACCUGACAGCGCAGUUGAAAAGUUCACCACAAUAAAGAUAAUGGUGGAGCAACAAUUCAACUGUGCGGCUUGCUCGUGUUCAUGCACAUUAUAAAUGAAAAGGGAGGUUGUUGGCACCAUUUUAAUUACAGAGUACUUUAAAAGAUGUAUUAUUAUGCCUAUUAGACACUUGUCUCUGACACAUGAACAAUUUCAGCCAAAGCGUAAACCGUCUUCUUCGCGACACAUUGAUAAACUGGCAUUGAUCCACGUCCAACCUCAGGAACAACCCCUGACAUUAUAAAACAGUUGGAUUGGGCAAUAACCUGUAAUGGCUGACAGGUAGUGUCUGGCUGACUGAGUGAACACAUCCUCGAGGAUAUCCACUGGCAUAUCCUCGACUCAUAAUGACGGCAAUCAGUGUGUUUAUGAGUUCCUGCUCUCUGCGUCCCAUUCAGGCCGUAUAAAGAUCAACCCUCUUCAUUCCUUAUCUCAACAUAACAGCUUCAACGCAUCUCACACUCGGCUCAAAAGCCGGCGCUGUGCUCGACGAACAAAAGCCUCCUUUUCCAUAAGGAUGUUCAAUCGCCACAUGAUAUAUAGCAUCAGCACAACAUGGUGCUCCUAAUUAUGAAAAAUAUGUUUAAUUAAAAUCACGGAAUACCUAAAGGCAACAUAUCUCACGUAUUUUAGUUGUCCCCAUUAGACCUGUCUGUUUCAAUUAAAAAAGGCAAAUACCACACACAAAAAAAAGUUUAUUUGG
Messenger RNA from Anarrhichthys ocellatus (wolf-eel), 2746 nucleotides. Its product is annotated as transmembrane protein 252. Bases 226 to 744 code for a protein of 172 amino acids. The record is from RefSeq and is a predicted model, not a curated record. The transcript has 2 exons. Lineage: Eukaryota; Metazoa; Chordata; Actinopteri; Perciformes; Anarhichadidae.